Molecule: messenger RNA, 714 nt
Organism: Leguminivora glycinivorella
Lineage: Eukaryota; Metazoa; Arthropoda; Insecta; Lepidoptera; Tortricidae
Exons: 2
Coding region: 1-714 (237 amino acids)
Molecular function (GO): catalytic activity
Source: RefSeq, a predicted model, not a curated record
AUGAAUCAACACCAAACACAUGGCAUCAGGUCUCAACAGAGCAGGAAAGAACUAUGCAAUGAAGACAUAGCAGUCGCGUAUGUCGAUCUCAAAGGGAGAGGAGCACUCAAGGUAAUAGUCUGCUCCGCCUACCUUCCCGGAGAGAAGCAAGAUCCCACAGAAGAACUGACUAAAGUGCUCGAGUACGCUCAGGCACAAAAGGCGGAACUCAUUGUGGGAUGUGAUGCCAACGCCCACCACACCAUCUGGGGGAGCACAGGAAUCAACAAAAGAGGUGAGUUACUAUCCCAAUUUAUUUUUACUAAUUGUCUGCACUUGUUAAAUAAUGGCAACACGCCAACCUUUGUAACUAGGGCCAGACAAGAAGUAUUAGAUAUUACCUUCGCUACUGAAAAGGCAGCAAACUGCCUAGCCAAUUGGCGCGUCAGCAGCGAAAACUCAAUGUCGGAUCACAGACAUAUUUUGUUCAGCGUUAAAGGAUCAAUAGACACGGUACCACUUAUGCGAAGAAAUCCAAAAGACACUUCAUGGGAAGCCUACAAGGCAGACCUUGAAACAAGUCUAAAGGAUGUCCCAAAAUAUGUCAAAACACCAGACUCUCUCAACAUGGCGGUCAACCAAAUCUCCAAAGGCAUGAUUAGGGCCUACGAACUAAACUGCCCGGUGAAGGAGUCAACCUGCAACAGGAAAACGACGUGGUGGAACAAAAACUAG